AUGGAGAUAUUCGAUGGAGUUCGACAGUUCUUUAGGUACGCUCUUCCUUCCGCGGCUAUGAUUUGCCUAGAGUGGUGGUCUUAUGAAUUUAUAGUAUUACUCUCUGGUCUCUUACCCAACCCCGAACUCGAGACUUCUGUGCUCUCUGUCUGUCUCCAAACAGUCUCAACAUUCUAUUCAAUACCACUUGCGAUCAGUGCUGCAGCAAGCACAAGAAUCUCAAAUGAAUUAGGCGCUGGAAACUCUGGAGCAGCACAUAUCAUGGUCUACGCGGUAAUGUCUCUUGCAGUAAUGGAUGGAUUGAUAGUGAGUACGUCUCUAUUAGUCGGCAGGAAUGUUUUCGGCCUCAUUUUCAGCAGUGACAAGGAAACCGUCGACUAUGUUGCAAAGAUGGCUCCAUUGGUCUCUAUUUCUCUCUUACUGGACAGUUUACAAGGAGUUUUGUCAGGUAUUGCAAGAGGAUGUGGAUGGCAACAUAUAGGGGCUUACAUCAAUUUAGGAGCUUUCUAUCUCUGGGGGAUACCAAUUGCAGCANCUUUAGCCUUCUGGGUUCAUCUGGGAGGUGUUGGCCUUUGGACNNNUAUAAUAGCAGGUGCCGUUCUGCAAACUCUUCUGCUCGGUGUUGUCACGGUCUGCACAAACUGGGAACAGCAGGCCCGUGAUGCGAGGAAGCGAAUGGCUGUGGCCUAUGGUUAA
Molecule: messenger RNA, 696 nt
Organism: Arabis nemorensis
Lineage: Eukaryota; Viridiplantae; Streptophyta; Magnoliopsida; Brassicales; Brassicaceae
Source: the annotation of a GenBank genome assembly